CUCGGCGGGGCAGGGGGCAGCGGCGCAGCCCUGGCGGCCGAGCGGGGCCGGCCGCUGCCGUUGGCGGCCAUGGCGGCGGGAGGGCAGAGCUGAGGGCGGGGGGCAGCGACGGGAACAGGCCCCGGCGGGAGCCAUGAGCCAGGGAGGGACCGGCAGCGAGAGCGGGGAGCCCGAGGCCAAAGUGCUGCACACCAAGAGGCUGUACCGGGCUGUGGUGGAGGCCGUGCAUCGCCUGGAUCUCAUCCUCGGCAACAAGGCAGCGUAUCAGGAGGUGUUCAAACCUGAGAACAUCAGCCUGAGGAACAAGCUGCGGGAGCUGUGUGUGAAGCUGAUGUUUCUGCAUCCCGUGGAUUAUGGCAGAAAAGCAGAAGAGCUGCUCUGGAGGAAGGUUUACUAUGAAGUCAUCCAACUCAUCAAGACGAAUAAGAAGCACAUCCACAGCCGCAGCGCUCUGGAGUGCGCCUACCGCACUCACCUGGUGGCCGGCAUCGGCUUCUACCAGCACCUGCUGCUCUACAUCCAGUCCCACUACCAGCUGGAGCUGCAGUGCUGCAUCGACUGGACGCACGUGACGGACCCGCUCAUGGGCUGCAAGAAACCCGUGUCUGCAUCGGAGAAGGAGAUGGAGUGGGCGCAGAUGGCGUGUCACCGCUGCCUGGUUUACCUCGGGGAUCUGGCACGCUACCAGAACGAGCUGGCAGGUGUGGACACGGAGCUGCUGGCCGAGCGCUUCUACUACCAGGCGCUGUCUGUGGCACCGCAGAUCGGAAUGCCCUUCAAUCAGCUGGGGACGCUGGCUGGGAGCAAGUACUACAACGUGGAGGCCACGUACUGUUACUUACGCUGCAUUCAGUCUGAAGUGUCUUUUGAAGGCGCCUCCGGGAACCUGAAGCGGCUGUACGACAAAGCAGCCAAAAUGUACCAGCAGCUGAAGAAGUGUGAGAGCAGGAAGCUGUCCCCCAGCAGGAAGCGCUGCAAAGACAUUAAGAGGCUGCUGGUGAGCUUCAUGUACCUGCAGAGCCUUCUGCAGCCCAAGAGCAGCUCUCUGGAUUCUGAGCUGACGUCGCUGUGCCAGUCGGUGCUGGAGGAUUUCAACCUGUGCUUGUUCUACCUGCCUUCCCCUCCCAACCUGAGCUCGGCAACUGAGGAUGAGGAGGAGUAUGAGAGCGGCUACUCCUUCCUCCCCGACCUGCUCAUCUUCCGCAUGGUGAUCAUCUGCUUCAUGAGCGUGCACAGCCUCCGGCGCGCAGGUUCCAAGCAGUACAGCGCAGCCAUUGCUUUCACGCUGGCCCUGUUCUCUCACCUCAUCAACCACGUCAACAUUCGGCUGCAGGCGGAGCUGGAGGAAGGGGAGAACCCAGUGCCGGCGUUCCGCAGCGAUGGCACAGAUGAGCCGGAGCCGCGGGAGCCCCUGAGCUCCAUGGAGAAGGAAGGGGAGGCUGAGCUGCCCAACCACCACCCCCGGGAGGAGGAACGGAAACACGACUGCAAGAAAAGCAAGAAAUACUCUCGACUUUCCUGCCUGCGCCGCCGCCGGCACCCGCAGAAAGCGGAUGAGAGCGACCUGAGCGAGGGCUUCGACUCCGACUCCAGCCAGGGCUCCACCAAAGGCAGCGACGGCUCUGACAGCGGCUCCGAGAAGAGCGACGAGGAAGCGGAGGCAGCUUUCGACGUGGAGACGGACUCGGACAUGAACAGCCAGGAGUCGCGCUCCGACCUGGAGGACAUGGAGGACGAGCCGGGCAAGGAGGGCAGCGAGCGGGGCCGGAACGGGGCCAGGGAGGGCCUGAAGAACGGCGUGGAUGGCAGCGGGUCGGGGGAGUGCAAGAACACGAGCGGCUCUAAAACAGAGAGUGCAGAUCCAGCCGUGAACGGACCCACGUCCCUGAGCGCCAGCGACGCCAGCAUCGCCAGCAACCUGCAGGCCAUGUCCACGCAGCUCUUCCAGACCAAGCGCUGCUUCCGCUUGGCCCCCACCUUCAGCAACAUCCUCCUGCAGCCCAGCACGGAGCCGCCCGCCUUGAAGGGCAGCCUGGACAAUAAGCCCUGCAUCAACGGCGAUGUGGAGAAGCCCGGCCUGGCAGAGCAAGACAACGUGUCCGACUCCGAGGAGAGUGUGUUGAGCACCAAGUCGUGCAGGAACGAGCGUUCCCUGCAGGAGAAGCUGGAGAUCGUGAGCAACGAGGGGCUGCUGCUCACUGUCAAGGUGUUCCUGGACUGGCUGAGGACGAACACAGACUUCAUCAUCAUGUGUGCUCAGAGCUCCCAGAGCCUCUGGAACAGGCUGUCUGUGCUCCUCAACCUGCUGCCUUCUGCUGCCGACCUGCAGGAGUCGGGGCUGGAGCUGUGUAAGGAGGUGAGGGAGGUGCUGAGCGGUGCGGAGCUGCCAGAGCUGCGUGUCAACCUGCUGCUGCCCGAGGACGUGGCCCUGCGGAACCUGCCCCCAUUGAGGAGCGCACACAGGAGGCUGAACUUCGAGCAGGACCGUCCCAUCUUCUCUGCAGUGGAGGAGUCAAUCGUUCGGAUCUGCUGCAUCCGGAGCUUCGGGCACUUUGUCACCCGGCUGCAGGGCAGCAUCCUGCAGUUCAACCCGGAGCUGGGGAUCUUCAUCAGCAUCGCGCAGUCGGAGCGGGACAGCGUGGUGCAGCAGGCCCAGGCCCAGUUCCACAUGGCUGCAGAGGAGGCUCGUCGGAACCGGCUGAUGAGGGACAUGGCUCAGCUCCGCCUGCAGCUGGAGGUGUCGCAGCUGGAGGGCAGCCUGCAGCAGCCCAAGGCACAGUCCGCCAUGUCUCCGUACCUGGUGCUGGACGCGCAGGCGCUUUGCCAGCACCUGGCCGUGGUGAAGCAGCUGGCAGCCAGCGGGAGGUUCAUCAUCAUCAUCCCCAGGGCAGUGAUCGACAGCUUGGACUUCCUGAAGAAGGAGAACGCCGGCGCCAGGGACGGCAUCCGAUACCUGGAGGCAGAGUUUAAAAAGGGAAACCGGUACAUUCGAUGCCAGAGAGACGUCGGGAAGAGCUUUGAGAGGCACAAACUGAAGAGACAAGACCUGGACGCGUGGAACCUCUACAAGAUCCUGGACAGCUGCAAGCAGCUGACGGUGUCCCAGAGCAGCGGGGAUGACGACACCACGGGGAUGGUCACCAUCAUCACGGGCUUCCAGCUGGAGGACCCCCGCGCGCUCUCAGCUCCCAUGCAGGCUGCCAUCCAAGCGGCCGCCGGCGCCAGCGUGGAGGUGAAGAACAUCCUGGAGUUCUACAAGCAGUGGAAGGAGAUGGGCUGAUGUUCAGCGGGGCGUCAGCGUUCAGCCCCGGAGCGCAGAGCGGAGCUGCCGGAGGGGAUGGAGAGCAGCGCAGGAUCGGCCGCCGCGUCGGCUCCCCACGCCGGGAUGGAUGGAUGGGAGCAGCGGGUGCCUGCGGAAGGAUCCGCCGCCUCGUCUCCUUUUUCCUUUUUCGUUUGUUUUUUUCCUUUUUUUUCCCCUCUUUUUGUUGUGGCUGAAAUCCUCACCGUGAGGUUUGCUGGGGGGGCUGAGGAUCCCGGAGCCGUCCUCGGUUCUGCUGUGAGACCCCACUGCUGGGGGGGGGCAGCUCAGCCCCUCCUCACAGCCCGGCGGGGACUGAACCCAGAGCUCAGAGAGAGGCUGGGGGGGGUUGGGUGGGGGGCUCUGCUGUGUGCGGCGCUGGGAGAGCAGCGCCCAUAGGAGGCGGCUGGGAGCCCCCGAAGGCCCAUCCCCAUUGAAGGACCCCCGAGCUCCGGCACAGAACGUCUCCAUGAGGGACCCCGCAGCUCCGGGAGCUCGUCCUGCACCGGAGGGACCUCGUGCAGCCCCAGGACGAGCAGCUCCAUGUGGGAAGGUCCCUCUGCGGCCCAAGAGGAGAAUCUCAGUGAUCUCUGCACCUUGAAGGACCUGCCCCGAUCCCCCAUGAAGGACCCUGCACAGCUCCGGAGGGUCCCUGGAGCUCCGUCCUGCCCACACCUGGAGCCCAGCACUGCGACCCACUGCAGCGUCCUGCACAGGAGCCCAGCACUGCAUCCAGCUGCAGCAUCCUGCACAGGAACCCAGCACUGCAUCCAGCUGCAGCGUCCUGCACAGGAGCCCAGCACUGCAUCCAGCUGCAGCGUCCUGCACAGGAGCCCAGCACUGCAUCCAGCUGCAGCGUCCUGCACAGGAGCUGCUCUGCGCCGUGUGAACCGCAGCAGCCGUGCAACGUCCUGCAGCAGCAACUGGGAGCUGCAGCAUCAGCCAUGAACUGACCUGCAGCAGCCGAUGGAGCUCCCUCCAUGUGGUUACAGCCCCGUUACUGCUCAGCUCCCCCCACCCCCCGUCGCUCGGCAGCGUUUGGGCCGUUCCCCCUUUGCAGGUAAAGCCCCAUCGAGCGGCUCGUUGACGUGGGUGCAGCUGUUGGGGCUCAGCUCGGAGCGGGGGCUCCCUGUGCUUCCCUGUGGGUUCCCUGUGGUUCCCUGUGGUUCCCUGUGGGUUCCCUGUGGGUUCUGUUCCCUUUUGCAGCUGCAGAGCGUUUUGCUUCCCAGAAUGGAGCCCUGUGCUGCUCCGUGCUCCCAGCUGCAGCUCCCAGCUCCGUUGCAUUGCAUUGCACUGUAGGGUCCCGAUUCCCCCCCCGGUGCUGCAUCCCCUGCAGCAGUUUGGGCUCAGACUCGUGCCCUGGCCCCGUCCAUAUUAACUCUGUUGUGCAGACGCGGCUGUUGGGGCGGUGGGUGCUGCCAUGAGCUGCGGGGUCACCCCAAAACGUGGGGAGUGGGGCGAGAAAUGGGGCGGGAGGAGGAAGAGCUGCAAUAGGGCUGCAUUAAGGCUGCAUUAAGGCUGCAAUAAGGGCUGCAUUAAGGCUGCAAGUGCUGCUCGG
Coturnix japonica (Japanese quail) is the source of this 4856-nucleotide messenger RNA. It is a transcript of the gene SMG5, whose product is annotated as SMG5 nonsense mediated mRNA decay factor. Gene Ontology annotation, cellular component: telomerase holoenzyme complex. The record is from RefSeq and is a predicted model, not a curated record. Gene Ontology annotation, molecular function: protein binding; telomeric repeat DNA binding; telomerase RNA binding. Gene Ontology annotation, biological process: nuclear-transcribed mRNA catabolic process, nonsense-mediated decay. NCBI's taxonomy places the organism in Eukaryota, Metazoa, Chordata, Aves, Galliformes, Phasianidae.